Paraglomus occultum is the source of this 1836-nucleotide messenger RNA. The record is from the annotation of a GenBank genome assembly. Lineage: Eukaryota; Fungi; Glomeromycota; Glomeromycetes; Paraglomerales; Paraglomeraceae.
AUGAUUAAUGAGGCAUUAGCAAAACAGAAAUCUGAUUCUGAUGCUGAGAUAGAAAAUUUAAGAAAGGAAGUUCAAUCCCAAAAAGCACAGAAAACUCAGGCACCAGUUGAACCGGUUAGACAACCAAAAGGUCCCCCAUCAAAUUUAAAAACAGACAAAGAUUAUGAAAAUUAUUAUUUAGUGAAAUUUUUUAACGAUUUAGGUAUAUAUGAUUUAGAUUCAAAUUAUCCUGAAAAACCUUUUCAAAGACCUCGUCCACAGCAAAAAGAUAACUCUAGAUUAGAGGAGAAAGUAGAUGAAAUUGGGAAUAUGUUAUCUCGCCUUAAUAUAGACAAUCAACCCCAAAAACCAGUAGCCAAAUCAAAUCGAACACAACGAUAUUAUCCCUUUCAACCAAUAAAUUAUAGCGUUUCAGCUAAUGAAGAAAAUAAUGGAUAUGAUGAAGAAAAAGAUAUAUGCCAAAAACAUAUAAUGAAUUAUUUCCAAAGCUUUCACCAGCAAUGCGAAAAAUGUGCCAGUCUCGUACAGUUCAGAAAAAAGAAUCAGAUGAAUAAUGGGAGUGAAUUUGGAGCCUUGAAUGAUGCAACAAUUAAUGCCCUUGGAUGGAAAGCUGAUAAGCCAUCUAACUUCGAUAUAAAAGGUAAUUCUAAACAUAUCACUGAAUCAUUAGGAUGGUUUACAGAUGUGCCAGUCACUAUAAAAGAUAAAGAUGGUAAAACUGUUACAGCUACUGGAAAUUUUACACAUAUUGAUAAUGGUGAACCUGAACCAAUGUUAUGUUUAGGCAUGACAUGGAUUCGAAAAGUUCAAGGUAUUCUUGAUCCAAAUAAAAAUCAAUUCCGAAUGAAGUUACAUGGUAAGUCUUACAUUAUCCCAACUUUUAACAAGGCUUCAGAAGCAUUAGAUCCACCAAAAGAGAAGCAAGAUUCAUUGCCUCAACCUAAGCGCCUUGCCAGAGAAGACUCAGUGCUUGCAGGAGCUACGAGUAAUUUUAGGCUCAGUUCCGGUUCCAGUUCUCGUUCCAGCUAUGGCUUAAAGGAUCUCCCUUCUUCGGCAUCUAAAUUUACGUUUGAAGAUAUAGAGGCACUAAACGCAACCUUCAAAUCGGCUUCCAACGAGAACGAAGUCAUACCUGAUGUUGAAGUCACGGACAUCCCUCUUAGUUAUUUUUCCCCCAAUAUCUCUAGUGAUAUGCUUCGGAGACCUGAUUUCGAUGUCGAGAUUUUUGACAUUCCGGAUAUAUACGUUAAGACAUUCAUUAACAACCUGCACAGAGUCGUCGUGAAUGCAGGCCUCGAUAUAGGCACGGACGAAUCCAAGACCGACACGUUAGUAAACCAUCUGUUGAAUCGCAUUGUUGAAUUCAAUGGUUGGCCCUUGGGUGUUAGAGUCAAAGAAUGCUACAGGCUAUUCGUUAGUGAUAAGAGAAUAUCUGCAAGACCUGAAUUUGUCGUGGAUAAGAAAGAAGUUAAUAUGAUAGUCGUAGACCAUAAGCAUUUGAAAAACGUUUCUCCACCUGAUUUUGGGGAAGCGCAAAUGCUUGCCGAGAUACUUGCCUGCGGAGAUGAAAAUGUGCGUCUCUCUCGUGCAAUUACGGAUCAGACUAUAUUCGCUGUUCGUGUCAUCUCUUCGUAUGUUACAUUUUACAAGGCUGAGAUUUCUGUGGCAUAUUGGAAAGAACUUAAGAAGGGGCUACCACAAAAGCAGACGAUUACGAUUUUAAGGUGGCCGGGGGGAAGUGAUCCAAAUGCUGGUCUAGAUUUAGCAGAACCUGCCGGAAGACGAUCAGUGCUGAGAGCAUUAGUUAAAAUUCGUGAAUCACUUUUACAGGAAUAG